Maudiozyma barnettii is the source of this 1431-nucleotide messenger RNA. Its product is annotated as histidine phosphatase family protein. The record is from RefSeq and is a predicted model, not a curated record. The transcript has a single exon. Lineage: Eukaryota; Fungi; Ascomycota; Saccharomycetes; Saccharomycetales; Saccharomycetaceae. Gene Ontology annotation, molecular function: acid phosphatase activity. Bases 1 to 1431 code for a protein of 476 amino acids. Gene Ontology annotation, cellular component: fungal-type cell wall.
AUGUUUAACCAGAUCCUUACUUUAGCUUCAAUUGUAUCCACCGCUUCUGUCGUCCGUGCUGUUAUCAUCGACUCUGCUUUCCUUGAAAACGACUUCUCUAAGAUCGGUUCUCAAAAAGAUAUCUACCAAUACUUGUAUGGUAACGCUCCUCACUUCUCAUAUCCUGUCAACAACAGCAUUCCCCUAGAUAUUCCAGAAACUUGUGAGUUGGUUCAAGUCCAUUUAUAUGCUAGACAUGGUGAAAGAUAUCCAACUUCUGGUUCCACUGCUAAUGGUAUCAAUGCUAUCUGGUACAAGUUUGGUAACUACACUAGUAGUUUUAAUGGAUCCCUAGCUUUCUUGAACGAAGAAUACCAAUACCCAUUCGCAAACUCCAGUAACUAUGGUCUAUUGACAACUCCUGCUAAUGUCGCAAAUCCAUACAACCCAUUACUAGGUAGUAUCACUGGUACUACUGAAGGUCUAGAAUUCUUAGAACGUUACUCUGAAAUUCUUUACAAACAUCAAAACUUUACUGCUUGGACUUCCAACUCCCUAAGGGUUCACGAUACUGCCGAAUACUUCAUUGAAGCUCUAGGUGAUAAGUUCAAGGUUAACUUGCAAACUAUCACUGAAGAUCCAUCUCAAGGUGCAAAUACUUUGACACCAAUCAACGGUUGUCCAAACUGGAACGAAUCUGCCAGUAAGGCCAUCAUGGCCAAAUACGACCAAACUUUCCUUACUGAUAUUUCUAAGAGAUUAAACACUGAAAAUCCUGGUCUAAACCUGACAAAGACUGAUGCCCUAAACAUGUUCAACUGGUGCGGUUUUGAAAUCAAUGUCCGUGGCUACAGUGAAAUAUGUGACGUAUUUACAAUUGAUGAAUUGAUCAAGUACGGUUAUUACGGUGAUUUAUUGACUUACUACGAUGAAUUUAUUGGCAACCCAUUAGCUAAUGCUGUUGGUUCCGUUCCAGUCAACGCUACUUUAACUCUAUUAAACACUCCAGAAGACAAACUAGACCAACAAGUAUUCUUAAGUUUCACUCACGACACCAAUAUAUUAAACUAUGCUGCUGCUCUAGGUAUUUUUACUGACAGUCCUGCACUAUACCCUGAAUCCAUUGACUGGAUUACAGAUUUCCAUAGAUCUUGGAUUGUUCCACAAGGUGCUAGAAUACAAACUCAAAAAUACAACUGUAAAUCUUCCAAUGGUACUUCUUCUUCUUAUGUCAGAUUUAUCGUCAACGAUGUCGUCAAGCCAUUGACUAACUGUAGCAGUGGUCCAGGUUUCUCAUGUUCUCUACCUGAUUACAAUAAGUUUGUUGAAGACAGAUUUAAAGACGUUGAUUUCUACUCUCAAUGCGGUGUUUCUAAAGUUUCUAAUAUCACUGAGUUAUCUUUCUACUGGGAUUACAAGACUCACGACUACAACGCUCCAUGUGAAAUCUAA